This is a messenger RNA of Oncorhynchus kisutch (coho salmon), 4897 nucleotides long. Its product is annotated as grainyhead-like protein 1 homolog. The record is from RefSeq and is a predicted model, not a curated record. NCBI's taxonomy places the organism in Eukaryota, Metazoa, Chordata, Actinopteri, Salmoniformes, Salmonidae. The transcript has 15 exons. Gene Ontology annotation, molecular function: DNA-binding transcription activator activity, RNA polymerase II-specific; RNA polymerase II cis-regulatory region sequence-specific DNA binding. Bases 197 to 2029 code for a protein of 610 amino acids. Gene Ontology annotation, biological process: regulation of transcription by RNA polymerase II. Gene Ontology annotation, cellular component: nucleus.
AUGUGUCACAGCAAGACAAUCUCGUGGCCUAUAGCAGUCAAAACUCCGGCUUCAGCUCAUAGAUCGAGAAAAGCCGACUAAACUAGUUCUGAAGGACAAGGUUGACAUAAGUUUACCUACCAGCAUCUCGUGUUUUUUUUAAAUAUUGGAUCGGAAUUUACCGUUACAACUUGAAAGUCCAGUCCGACAGCGGGAAAUGACACAGGAGCUUGCAAAAAAGAGAGGUGUUCUGGUGUUCCAGAAUGAGGCGUCAUACAGUGGUGGUCGGCGGCAGGCGCUCACGGAGGAUGACGAGGACUGGAGGGCCUUCCUAGGGAACCCCCUGACCGCCGCCUCCAAGGCCAUGAUGCACAUCAACGGAGAUGAGGACAGUGCCAAUGCUCUCCUCUACAACUACUAUAAGGUGCCACAAGACAAGAGAACGACUGGACAGCCCAAAACAGAAGUUAUUGUGGGCGAUGCUGAUCCAAACAAUAUGAACUUCGUGGUGCCACUCCAAGAUUCCCCCCUGGCCAUGACAACUCUGAGGACCGUCCAUCGCAACACUGCGGCCCAGGGCAGCAGCCAACCCAGCCGGGGGGACAAAACCCAGACUCUCUACCCAGCCUCAAACUCCAUAGUCUGCAUCUCCACCACCUCCAGCCCUCCCCCCUACUCCCUCAGCCCAGAGGGGACCCAGGCCCUGCACUCCUUCCCCGUUUGCACCCCCACUGGUCCCCACGGUUCCCAGUCGGAUGGCAUGGCCUUCAGUCGCCACCUCAGCCAGUACAGCCCCAGAGCCCGGAGCCUCACCCCUGACUCCACCUACACAAAGUCCUACAAGGACAGCACCAAUGAGGUCUUCCCUCCCUCUGAGGAGGUCCAGCUGCGUAUGACCUCCAUCCCUCCUGGUGGAUACCCUUACUACAGCUCCACAGCAAGUCAACACUUUGAGUACAUGCUGGAGGCUCCCCAGUCCCUCUGGACCAAGAGCAGCAGUGGCCAGAUGAGCUACCUGAACAAGGCCCAGUUCUACCCCAUCACCUUGAGAGCACUAGGGGGCACCCCGCUCCAAUCUCAUCUCAGUGGAGAAGUCCGGAGUGUGGUGAUGCUUGUGUUUGGAGAGGAGAAGCUCACAGAGGACCAGCUCAAAUACUGGAAGUACUGGCACAGCAGACAGCACACAGCCAAGCAGCGUUGCAUUGAUAUUGCUGACUAUAAAGAGCGAUUCAAUACGAUCAGCAAUAUUGAGGAGAUCGCCUACAAUGCCAUCUCUUUCACAUGGGACACAAAGGACGAGCCACGGGUGUUUGUGUCUGUGAACUGUCUAAGUACAGACUUCUCCCCUCAGAAGGGAGUGAGGGGCCUUCCGCUCAACCUCCAGAUUGACACCUACAGCUUUGGGAGCCAUGGUCACAAGCUAGUACACAGAGCAUACUGCAUGAUUAAGGUGUUCUGUGACAAAGGUGCCGAGAGGAAGAUCCGAGACGAGGAAAGGAAGCAGCCUUACAGGAAGGGAAAGAGACAGGAGACAACCGCAGCCUAUGUGGAAGACCCUCUGCAGCUGAAGCAUGUGACCAUAGCAUCGUUCAAAGCCAUGAGUGACAUGGACUCCCAGCCAGUUCUCUUCAUCCCAGAGGUCCACUUCCCCAGCACCCAGCACCACCAUGCAAGCCUAUCAGAUGACGGUGAGGAUAGCUUGGGGCAGAAGAGACUACUCCACUGUGAUGAGGACUUUGAGUUGGCUCCUCACAAGAAAGCAAGGCGGGACGGACCAGAGAAAGUGCUGCUUUAUGUCCGUAAGGAGACAGAGGAGGUGUUUGAUGCUCUGAUGCUUAAGACGCCCACUCUGGCAGGACUACUGGAGGCUGUAACCGAUAAAUACGAGCUGCCGCUUGAAAAAAUGGGGAAAGUCUACAAGAGGUGCAAAAAAGGGAUCUUAGUCCAUAUGGACGAUAACAUCAUCAAGCAUUACUCCAACGAGGAUGCCUUCCAGAUCAACAUGGAAGAGGUGGGGGGGGAAAUGCUGCUGACACUGACUGAGAUCUGAGUCCAGACAAGGGAAGUAUUCAUCAGGGCACAACUUUUUGCAACGGAAAGUGAAAAUGAGCGUUUCUUAUUUGAUCCUUUUUCUACUUAGUGAAUAUGAACACAACCCUGAUCAGGGGGAGUGGAGUCUGUUGUCAUGGGCCUCCAGGGGGAGACCCUUGGAGGUGGAACACAUGUUGACCCCGGCAGCUGAGGGACACAACCGUAGGAUUAGUCACCUGUUUACACAACUGUAACAGACUUCUAAAAGGAAAACAAGAUAUUUUCAUGAGUUCUGCCUUUCUGCUGCGCCAGUGUCUAUGAGGCUAUUUCUGGUGUGGUUGGUUGCACAAAAUGGCUACCUUGCUCGCUGGCAAGAAAAAUACAUUUAAGUAUUUUCACAUAAAAUGUGACUGAGUGAUUGCUUCACAAGCAGAUGAUGGGAGUCACACUGUACUACUGGGGCUUUUUGGCAGUAGCUACGGUACAAGAUGAAACUAUGAUGAGGACCAUUUGGAAACAAUAUUGUGUAACGGCCAUUGAUAUUUUCCUACUUUUUAGACGUUUUUUUCAUGUGUUGUUUUUGAUCAACUACUUUUUGCUAUAUAUACACAGACAAGACAGCAGCGAUGUCUUCAGAAUGCCAGUUAACGGAUAAAAGUAUUACGUAUUAGUUUGAAGUACAGUACCAGUCAAGUUUGGACACCCCGACUCAUUCCAGGGUUUUUCUUUAUUUUUACUAUUUUCUACAUUGUAAAAUAAUAGCGAAGACAUCAAAACGAUGAAAUAACACAAAUGGAAUCAUGUAGUAACCAUAAAAAGUAUUAAACAAAUCAAAAUAUAUUUUAGAUUCUUCAAAGUAGCCACCCUUUGCCACUCUUGGCAUUCUCUCAACAAGCUUCAUGAGGUAGUCACCUGGAAUGCAUUUCAUUUAACAGGUGUGCCUUGUUAAUUUGUGGAAUUUCUUUCCUUAAUGCGUUUGAGCCAAUCAGUUGUGUUGUGGCAAGGUAGGGCUGGUAUACAGAAGAUAGCCCUAUUUGGUAAAAGACCAACUCCAUAUUAUGGCAAGAACAGUUUAAAUAAGCAAAGAGAAACGACAGUCCAUCAUUACUUUAAGACAUAAAGUUAAAUGUCAAGAAGUUUCUUCAAGUGCAGUCGCAAAAACCAUCAAGCGCUAUGAUAAAACUUGCUCUCAUGAGGACCGCCACAGGAAAGGUAGACACAGUUACCUCUGCUGCAGAGGAUAAGCUCAUUAGUUACCAGCCUCAGAAAUUGCAGCCCAAAUGUUUCACAGAGUUCAAAUAACAGACAUCUCAACAUAAUCUGUUUAGAGGAGACUGUGUGAAUCAGGCCUUCAUGGCCGAAUUGCUGCAAAGAAACCACUACUAAAGGACACCAAUAAUAAGAAGAGACUUGCUUGGGCAAAGAAACACAAGCAAUGGACAUUAGACCGGUGGAAAUCUGACCUUUGGUCUGAUGAGUUAACAUUUGAGAUUUUUGGUUCCAUCUGCCGUGUCUUUGUGAGACGCAGAGUAGGUUAACGGAUGAUCUCCACAUGUGUGGUUCCCACGGUGAAGGAGGAGGAGGUGUGAUGGUGUGGGGGUGCUUUGCUGGUGACACUGUCUGUGAUUUAUUUAGAAUUCAAGGCACACUUAACCAGCAUGGCUACCACAGCAUUCUGCAGCGAUUUGCCAACCCAUCUGUUUUGCGCGUAGUGGGACUAUCAUUUGUUUUUCAACAGGACAAUCACCCAGAACACACCUCCAGGCUUUAAGGCCUAUUUGACCAAGAAGGAGAGUUAUGGAGUGCUGCAUCAGAUGACCUGGCCUGCACAAUCACCCGACCUCAACCCAAUUGAAAUGGUUUGGGAUGAGUUGGACCGCAGAGUGAAGGAAAAGCAGCGGACAAGUGCUCAGCAUAUGUGUGAGAAAGAUAGUUCUCAGGCAGAUUCUCCUUCAAGAAUGUUGGAAAAGCUACUUUGGAGAAUCUAAAAUAUAAAACAUAUUUUGACUUGUUUAACACUUUUUUUGGUUACUACAUGAUUCCAUAUGUGUUAUUUAAUAGUUUUUAUGUCUUCACUAUUAUUCUACAAUGUAGAAAAUAGUCAAAAUAAAGAAAAUAUCCUUGAAUGAGUAGGUGUGUGUCACGACUUCCACCGAAGUUUUUCCCUCUCCUUGUUCGGGCGGCGUUUCGGCGGUCGACGUCACCGGCUUUCUAGCCGCCACCGAUCCAUGUUUCAUUUUUCCUUUUGUUUUGUCUGUUUUAUACACCUGGUUCCCAUCUCAUAAUUAUGUUCCUUAUUUAACCCUCUGGUUUCCCUUUCUGUUUUGUGUGUGAUUGUCUUUCGUGUAUUGCUGGUGUGUUGUAUUUUGAGUCCUGUUUUGUCCUUGUUUGGAACGGGAUUUUGUUACGUUUUGGAUUGAGUAAAUCAGUGAUUGUUACUCUUAUCUGUGUCCUGCGCCUGACUCCUUCACUAUCUUUUAGAUAGACUCUGACAGUGUGUCCAAACGUUUGACUGAUACUGUAUAUUUCAAAGAUAUGUAAAACAUGAUGCGGUGACUGGCUAUUUCUGUCAGUACUUUUUAUAUUUAUUAACUCUGUGAUGAUUUUAUUUUUUGUAAGUUUAAAUCAUGAAAAAAGGGAUAUGAAUUAAAUUAUAGCUAUGUAUUUAUAUUUACAUCUUGAACAUGCUAUUUUGUGUGUGUCUGAACGUAAAUUUAUAGGUGGCAACACACUGUUUUGAGAUGACCGAAUGUAAAUAUUUCUUUGCAACAGGAAAUGAGGGUUGGGGUCAAAGUGUGUUAAUGUUUCAAUUUGGACUGACUCGAUUUGGAGUCAGUCCUGUCAGCAGAUGCUUACCCACAGUGGUUAUUAAAUUUGUUAAAAGUCA